AUGAACAGCAUUGAUUCGAAGAAUAAACGAGUUAUAUGCUAUGUAGAUGAAAAUUUAAAUAAUAAUAUAUAUAGUGAGAGUGAGAAGACGUUUUUAAAAAAUAAUGUUGACUGGAACAAAAUUAAAUUGUUGAAUACAUCAAAUAUAAAAUCUGGUGUUGUUGGAGUAGAAAAAAAACUUGUAUCAGAUACAAGUGGAAAUAAGUAUUUACGUCAAAUGAAUAAUGUUCAUAAUAAAAAUAAAAAAAAUAAUGUUAUUUUUUAUAUUGAUGAAGAAAAGAAAGAUAUAGAAACACAUUUAUAUAAGGAUGACGAUACUAUAGAUAGAGGUAUUAAAGAAAAAGAUGAUGUGCAGAAUGAUAAAGAGAAUAAUUUAGAGGAGUGUAAAAAUCUUAAAAGUGAUGAUAAAAUUGAAAAUGUAGAUUAUAAUGGCAUAGUAUAUAAUAUGAAUAUUCAAACGAAUAAUAAAUCAUCUAGUAAUUCAAAAAAUGGGAUUAACAAUAAUAAUAAUAAUAAUAAUAAUAUAUGUAAUAAUGAAGAUAUGGAUGACAUAAAAAAUAAUAAUAUCUGUAGUGUUUUUCAAGAGAAUUUUUGUAAUAAAUAUUCGAAUUUAUUAGAAGAUAAUGAUUUAAUUAUAAAAAAAGAAGAUGAUAGAAAUAUUAAUGUAAAUUAUCAAAUGUAUUAUCAAAACUAUUAUAAUAAUAAAAAUAAAAAAUAUAUAUAUAAUGAUGAUGAUAAAAAAAAUGGAAAAGAACAACAUGUACACAAUAAAAAUACAUGUAAAGAUGAUAAAUAUUUUCUCACAAAUGAUGAUUUGUCAUAUAAUGAAGAUAUAUUAUCAUCGAGCACAAAUACAUGUGAUACAUUAGAUAAAAUAAAAUUAGAUAAUAUAUAUGGUUCUUUUAUAGAUGAUGUUAAAAGUUCAUUUGUAUUAACAAAAAAUAUGAAAAAAAGUUUUACUAAUUAUAUUCAUAAACAGAAAAGUAAAGAAAAAAAUAAAAAUAAAGAAAUACAUCAUGAUAAUAAUACUGAUCAAAAUGAAUAUUCUGAUUUUAAUGAUUUUGAUAUUUCUAUAAAUAAUAAUAUAAAUGAUAACAUAAAUAAUCAAUAUAAUAAUAAAGAAAAAAUACAUAAGUUACAUUAUAAAAAUAUAUAUGAUCAUGAAUGUAAACUAAACAAGAACAUAUCAACUAAUUCUUUUAUAAAUAUUGAAGAGAAGAAUUCUUUAAAAAGUGAUGUCAUAUUAAUUGAUGAUACAAAUAGUAUAUUUCCAAAUGGAUAUGAUAAUUCUCCUUUAUCACAUGAAAAAAAUAAACAAGACUAUUCUCAAAACAAAGAUUGUUAUAAAAAUAUUUUUCAUAUAAUGAAAGAACAAAAUAAAUUAAGAAACCUAUCGUUAAAUAAAAAUAAAGAAACAUUUAAAAAAUUUGGGAUACAAAAUGUAGGGCACAUAUUUAAUCCAAACAAUUUCGUAAUGAAAGAAAAAUUUAUGCAAUACCCAGAAGAUAAAGAUGAAGAAAAUGAAAAAGAAACAAAUGAUGGAAAACAUACUAGCUCUGAUUCUGAAAAUUAUUGUGAACAAAAAAUUGAAAGUGAUUAUCCUAAGUUGGAUGAAAAAAAUGAAGACUAUUAUGAACAAGCAAGUGACAAAUAUCUAGAUGUGCAAAAGGUAAAUGAUGAUAUACAGGUUCAUGUGGGUAGUAAUCAUAUAAAACUUAAUCAAAAGUAUAAAGGAGAAAUUGGAGAUGAUCAUGGAAUUAAUAGCGAAAAUGAAAGGGGAAGUUACAGUGAUAGUAGAAGUUAUAGUUAUAGAAGUGAUAGUUAUAGAAGAAGUGAGAGUGACAGAAGGAGUGAAAGUGACAGAAGAAGUGAAGGUGACAGAAGAAGUGAAGGUGACAGAAGAAGUGAAGGUGACAGAAGAAGUGAGAGCGACAAAAGAAGUGAGAGCGACAAAAGAAGUGAUAGUGACAAAAAAAGUGAGAGUGACAAAUCAUCAAAUGAUGGUGAUAAAAGAAGCAACGAUGGAAAUACAUCAGAAAGUGAAAGAAGUGAAGUUAGUCAAAAGAGUUCUUAUGUUUCUUCAGAAAAACCUAAAAAAAGACCUUAUUUUUAUGAAAACGUUUCGAGUAAAAUUUUUGGCUUUUUUCAAGCAAAGAAAAAAAUUAAUAGUAAUAAUGAGGAAGAUGAUGAUUUUAGUCAGAGUAGAAGAAGCAGUGAAAGUAGACUGAGAAGUGUAAGUAGAAGGAGUGAUGUGAGUAGAAAAAGUGAUGUGAGUAGAAAAAGUGAUGUGAGUAGAAGGAGUGAUGUGAGUAGAAGGAGUGAUGUGAGUAGAAGGAGUGAUGUGAGUAAAAGGAGUGAUGUGAGUAGAAAAAGUGAUGUGAGUAAAAGGAGUGAAGUAAGCAAAAAAAGUGAAGUAAGCAAAAAAAGUGAAGUAAGCAAAAAAAGUGAAGUAAGCAGAAAAAGUGAAGUAAGCAGAAAAAGUGAAGUAAGCAGAAAAAGUGAUAUAAGCAGAAAAAGUGAUAUAAGCAGAAGCAGUGAAAGUAGACUGAGAAGUGUAAGUAGAAGGAGUGAUGUGAGCAGAAGGAGUGAGAUAAGCAUAAAGGAUGAUGUGAGUGCAAAAAGUGAUGUAAGCAUAAAGGAUGAUGUGAGCAGAAGAAGUGAUGUUAAUAAAAAAUUAAUUGAUACUGAGAAUGAAGAAAAAGAGGAAACCAAAUUAAGUGAAGUCGGUGUAACAGAACAGAAUGAUAUACAUGGAGAUAUUACAAAUAAAGAAGAAGAUAAUGAAAAAAUAAUUAAAGUUCGCAAGACAAGAAAAAAAAGAAUAGUAGGGGAAAAUAAUAAAAAGGUUGCUGUGAAAAAACAAAAAAUACCAAAACAGGGAACUAAAAUAAUAAAAAAAGUUGUUAUUAAAAAAAAAGGUAAGAAUAAAAAUGAUCCAGAAGAAGAAGAAGAAAGAACAUGUAAUAUUUGUAAUAUGACAUUUAUAAAUAAUAAAUUAAUGAUGAGACAUAUAAAUAGUGUUCAUUCUGAUGAAAGACCUUUUGAAUGUAGUAUAUGUCAUAAAUCUUAUAAAAGAGCUGAUCAUUUAAAAACCCAUUUAAUAGGUCAUAAAAUAAGUGAUGAAAAAAAUAAAUAUCAAUGUCCUAUAUGUAAAACAGCAUGUAAAUCAUCAAGAGAAUUAAGUAUUUGUAAGAAAAGUCAUUCAGAAGGAUAUAAGAAACCAGGUUAUAUUAGUGCUUUUUCUAAGUUAAACCAAAAAGGUAAUUCGAAUCUUCUCUCUUUUAUUAAUGGUAAUAACCAAAAGGGAAAUAAUCAAAAUAGGGGAGGUUCAAAAAUUAAUGGUAAAAUGAAUCCUGGUGGAAAAAAUGUAAGUGAAAAGCAAAUAGAAAAUGAUAACAACAAUAAUAAUGAUAGUAAUAAUAGUAAUAAUAAUAAUAAAAAUAAUAAUAAUGAUUCAAAAAUGAAAAGAAACAGCAAACGAGAUAAACUACAUAAUGGUGUUAUUGAAGAUGGCACAAUUAAUGGUGAUAAUAAUAUACUGCAACUCAUGGAUGACACAAAUAUUAUAGAAACAAAAGAAGGAGAACCCAAUAAAAUUUCUAGAAAAGGUAGUGUAUCAAUAGAAGCAAGAACAUGUAAUAUAUGUAAGAUGGUUUUUGCAAAUAAAAAAUUAAUGAAAAGACAUUUAAUGUGUGUACAUUCAGAUGAUAGACCAUAUAAAUGUGAUAUAUGCUUUAAAGCAUAUAAAAGAUCUGAUCAUUUAAAAAAUCAUUUAAGUUCACAUGACAAAACUAGCGAGGAAAAGAAACAUAUCUGUUUAAUUUGUGAAGAAAGUUUUACUACUUCCAAAGAAUUAAAACAACAUAAAAUCCAACAUUAUAAAUGUCCUUAUGAAAAUUGUUCUUAUACUUAUUCUACAAUUUCAAAUAUGAAAUAUCAUUUAAAUAAACAUAAAUGUAAUAUAGUAUAUACAUGUCCUGGUUGCUCUCAAACUUUUAUUAUAUAUAAAGAUUAUAUUGAACAUAAAAAAAGCUGUUUUAAAAAAAAAUAUGUAUGCUUGGAAUGUAAUAAAAUAUAUUUACAUUUGAAUGGUUAUAAUAAACAUAUAAAUAAAAUACACUUAAAAAUUAAUACAGUUUUUAAAUGCAAAGUAAAGGAUUGUAAUAAACAGUUCUGUUCCGAUUUCAGCUUAAAAGAACAUGUUAUGAAUUUUCAUAAAGGAAUUAAGAGAUUCUUCUGUAGUAAAUGUAAUAUGUCUUUUGGAUAUAGAAGCUCUUUUAGAAGGCAUAACGUUAAUAUGCACUCAUAA
Messenger RNA from Plasmodium gaboni, 4308 nucleotides. Its product is annotated as putative zinc finger transcription factor. NCBI's taxonomy places the organism in Eukaryota, Apicomplexa, Aconoidasida, Haemosporida, Plasmodiidae. The coding region runs from base 1 to 4308 and encodes 1435 amino acids. Gene Ontology annotation, molecular function: RNA polymerase II transcription regulatory region sequence-specific DNA binding; DNA-binding transcription factor activity, RNA polymerase II-specific. Gene Ontology annotation, cellular component: nucleus. Gene Ontology annotation, biological process: regulation of transcription by RNA polymerase II. The record is from RefSeq and is a predicted model, not a curated record. The transcript has a single exon.